AUGCCGAGGGCCCGGUGUUGGAGGCCGGAUGGACUCGGCACAACGGAGGUCUCCGGCGAGAGAGAGAGGAAGAACAAAACGCCCCCGCCUGCUACACGGCUUGAGACCCACGUGCACCGCUCCUUUAAAAUGCACGGGCCCUUUAACAGCUCGCACCGCGCCCACCCCCAGCUGGGGCUCGGCAGCAGGCGGGCGCGGGGAAGUGGGGACGCAGUGAGGCCGGAGGCCAGAGACCCGCUCCCGCUAUCCUUCCACGACCCAGUUCCGGGCCGGCCCAGCCGCCGCCCGCCGGGCACUCUCUUCUCUCUGCCCCCGCGCUGGCCGCAGAGGCCAGGAGCGCGGCACACGCAGGAGCCGCAGCCCCGUAGCCAGGGAAGGGACCGCGGCCAGGGGCCUGCGGAGGGCAGGGCCGAGCCCUCGGGGCACAGCCCCAUCCCGGGCCCUCAGCGCCGCAGGCGACAGGGCCCCGGCCUGGGCACCCCAGCACCGCCCGCUCACCUGCUCCACCGCCGCGCUCCGGCGGAGUUUACGCCGCUGGCGGAGCGCCCGGCCGGCCCAGGCCCCGCCCCGCGCCCGCCCGGGCCCCGCCCCGUGGGCGACGCCACGUUCCCUUGUCCACUGGGGCCCCUCCUGGAGUCCCGGGAGCGCAGGGAGGGUGCCCUUCGCGUCGCGCGGAUGACAGGAUCAACCCGACGUCGGAACUGGGCAGCGACCUUAGGAGUGGAAGCCGGGCCUGUCAUCUUCCUGCGGGCCUGGCAGCAGCGUGGGGCGCUCCUGGCAAUCACCAGUCUACUGCUGUCUCUCUAUUCACAUAAACGGAAUAACAGUGUGUGGACAUUUGCAUCCAGCUUCUAUCACUUAUGCCACCUGGGGAGAUGCUCCAGCCUGAGGGGGUGAAGCAAAGACAAGCCUCUGCACCAGUCCCCAGCUAACUGCCAGAAAGGAGAGGAAGAAAGAAAGAAAAAAAAGUGAAGGAGAGGAAAAAAGGAAGAAAAAGGGAGAGAGAACGGGAAUGUUGCUUUAUUCUAAAAAUGGGUAUUGAAAACCUCUUUUCUGCUAAUAAUUGUGCUUAAUAAUGGCCGAUCAAUAUUUCAUUUAAACCUAUGAGUAGGUGUGAUGUGGUACUGACAAGAAUGUAUAUUUUGUGUAUUUCAAGUGGAGAGCUCUAUAAAUGUUUAUUAAGUUUACUUGUUCCAGAUCUGAGUUCAAGUUCUGUAUAUCCUUAUUAAUUUUCUGUCUCAUUGAUCUAUCUAAUAUUGAUGUUGAAGUCUCCCACUAUUAUUGUGUGGGAGUCUAGGGAGUCUAAGUCUCUUUAUAGGUCUUAUGUAUCUGGGUGUUAGGAUCGUUAGCUCUUAUUGUUGCAUUGAUCCUUUUACCACUAUAUCUUUGUUGCUUUGAAAUCUAUUUUAUCAAAUGUGAGAAUUGCAACUCCUGCUUUUUAUUUAUUUAUUUAUUUUUGCUCUCCAUUUGGUUGGUAAAUCUUUCUCCAUCCCUUUGUUUUGAGUCUUUGUGUAUCCUUUCAUGUGAAAUGGGUCUGGAUGUAGCAUACCGUUGGGUUUUGGCUGUAUCUUUUGAUUGGGCGAUUUAGUCGAUUUAAAUUUAGGAUUACUGCCAUUUGAUGUUAACUGGCUGUUUUGUCCAUUCGUUGAUGUAAAUUCUUCUUUAUGUUGAUGCUCUUUACUUUUUGGUAUAUUUUUAGAAAGGCUAAUACUGGUUGUUCCUUUCUAUGUGUAAUGCUUCUUUAAAAGAAGCUCUUGUAAAGCAGUCCUGGUGGUAAUAAAAUCUCUGAGUACUUGCUUGUUCAUAAAAGAUUUUAUUUUUCCUUCGCUUGUGAAGCUUAGUUUGGCUGGAUAUGAAAUUCUGGGCUGAAAGUUCUGUUCUUUAAGAAUGUUGAAUAUUGGCCCCCCACUCUCUUCUGGCUUAUAGGGUUUCUGUUGAGAGAUCUGCUGUAAGUCUGUUAGGCUUCCCUUUGUGGGUAACCUGACCUUUCUCUCUGGCUGCCCUUAGUAUUUUCUCCUUCAUUUCAACCCUGGUGAAUCUGACGAUUAUGUGCCUUGGGGUUGCUCUUCUUGAGGAAUAUCUUUGUGGUGUUCUCUGUAUUACCUGGCGUUGAAUAUUGUCCUGCUUUGCUAAGUUGAGAAAGUUUUCCUGAAUAAUAUCCUGAAGAGUAUUUUCCAGCUUGGAUGCAUUCUCUUUGUCACAUUCAGGUACACCUAUCAAGUGCAAAUUAGGUCUUUUCACAUAGUCCCAUAUUUCUUGGAGACUUUGCUCAUUCCUUUUUAUCCUUUUUUCUCUAUUCUUGUCUUGUUGUGCUUAUUAAAGAUUAUUUCCCAUUAAAAAAAAAUUAGGCCAUAGAUUUUUUUUUUCUGUAUUUCGAUUUCUUUAGUGUAAAUCUGCCAAAGUAAAAUUAUUGGAGUCUAGGAAAAGCACUGUUUUUCUACUCAAAACACUUCUGAUGCCAAAUGUCUGGGGGUUUUCCUCACACUUAAUCAUUUCUUCACCUCUCUGUACACCAGCUGGGUGUCCUGGCAUUCAGCUCAAUUCUGACACUACCUACCUGGAGUUAGCGCAGACCUGACAGGCCCCCAGACUGCCCCUACUUCAGAGCCAAGCACAAGUCCCAGGCUCUGAUACUUCUAACCAACUUGAUUACAAAUUGGGGGUUCCCACAGCCUCCUUGUCAGGUUUAAUUUUGCUGUAGCAGCUCACAGAAGUCAGAGGAAACACUACUGAUGUCUCCUGGUUUAGUACAAAGUAUGUGCAGCUUGAUGAAGAGGUACCCAGGGCGAGGUCUGGAAGGGUCCUGAGCACAGGAGCUCCUAUCCCCAUGGAGUUGGGGUGCACCGCCCUCCUGGUACGUGGAUGUGUUCAGCAUCCUGGAAGCUCUCGGAACUCUGUAGAUGAGGGAUUUUGAUGUAGGCUUCGGUCCAGAGGCCCGAUCGAUUGUGCAUUCAGUCUCUAGCCUCGCUCUCCUCCCUGGAGGAUGAGGGGUUAAGGCUGAAAGUUCCAAGCUCCUAAGUGUGUCUUGGUCUUCCUAGUGCCAGGGGCCCACCCAGGGGCCCACCAAGAGGCACCUCAUUAGAACAAAAGAUCUUUCUACCAUCCAGGAAAUUCCAAGGGUUUUAGAUCUGUGUCAGGAAUUGGGGGCAGAGAUAAAUAUAUUUUUUCUUAUGUCACAUGGGGCUUUUGAAGUAUAUUCGCAAACUGCUUUCCAAAAGACUCGAAUGAAGGUUUACUCCCCUAUAGGAAGGUAUGAGAGUGUCUCUAUCCUGGCCAUUAUCACAUGUUGCAAUUAUUUAUAAAACUGCUUAUUUGAAAGAUUCAUAAAAGCCUCGAUGUUGUUUUAAUUUACAUUGAUUACUAGGAAGUAUGAAUUUUUCCUGUUUGGUUACCAGUUUCAUGAUCUCCUUUGUGAAAGGCCUGUCGUGGCCCUCACCUGUGUAUAUUUUGGUUUCUUGAUGCUUUUCUUAAUAAUUUAUGUGAACUUUUCAUGAUAAAGAUGUUGGCCCCAUUUCAAUAUUUACUAUAAAUAUUUUCCGAGCUAACACAAAGGAUCAGAUUAAACCAGAUUUACACAAAGCAGAGAUUGUUCCAGUAUUAAAUUUUAUGAAUACAAAUAACCAAGAGGCACAGGCAGCGUAGCGGGAGGCCUGUCCUUCCUGCAUCAGACACAGAUCCUCUGGCUCAGAGCAGCGUACGAGGUCUCUAAUGAGGUUUGCAGGUCACCUCACAGAGUGAGGAGCAUUUAGGUUGUGAAACAACUCCAUCUGACAGCUCAAACGGUUGUAUAACUCAUGUGAUCUUCUUCAGUCAUAAAUCCAUAGAUUCUAGGUUUGUCUGUCAUCAGCAAUUCUAAACUGAGACAUCGUGCCGAAAGAAUUCCACUGAUAAGCCCUCUCGUAGCAGAUAUCCAGUGAGCACCAUAUUUACUGCGGGCCUAGACAAACCUCCCGCUUCUUUCUCUCCCACUGUCCCCCACGGUAAACAGGGGAGAAGCGUGUCCUGGGCCCGCUGCUUUCAUUCUGUCUUCUCCACUUUCCAAGGCAGCUGUUUGCAUUUUAAUUUUUUUGAACUCUAGAUGUUUUUAAAACUUUCAUUAUAAUUAAGGGGAUUUCUGGUUCCAGUAAUGACAAAGUGGCUUAUAUCAGUCUGACCCUCUCACAGACAACAAUGAUAAACUUGAGACAAAGUGUGUUUAAAACAUAUUAUUUUAAGACAUUGAUAAGCAACCAAAAAGCAGGCAGCGAUCGGAGAGGAUUUGAGGAAGGCAACUGUACUUUGUCAAAUCAUUUUUAUGGCUUUCUCCUGACCAGUCUGUGACAGCCUGGGGGUUAGCUACAAGUCACGUACAAAGCCAAAGUUACAUUGGCUGUAGGUGCCAGAGGAUGGAGUUUGAGGCAGGCAGAGUAGCUGGAAAUUGAAGGAGGCAAUCAAUUCUGGAAAGGAGGAAAAGGAAGAAGCACAGCAGAGCGAGCCCCUCAAAUUUGCAUAUAAAUUCCCCCAAUCCAUGCCUGAUCCCUGAACUGCACCAGAGAUAAAGAAGGAUAUUGUAUAGUGACAAAAGAGAAUUCACUGGGAAGACACAGCUAUUCUAAGUGCUAUGUACUUAAUAAGAGAGCUUUCAAGCAGAAGAAACAAAAACUGAAAACUAAGGAGGGGAAGUUGAAAAACCGACAGCAGUGGUUGGAGAGCUUCACAGUCCUCUCUCAAGCUGUUAAAACAAGACUAAACAUACACAUCCAUACACACAACACAGUAAAUGCGGAUAGAGAUUUGAACAAUACCUAUUAGUCUCCUGUAGCUGCUGUAACAAAUUACCCCAAAUAUGAUGGCUUCACCCAACAGAAAUCUACGCUGGCAGCUGCUGGGAUGAAAUCAAGGUGUCAGCAGGAGGGUGCUCCCUUCAGAAACUCUAGAGGAGAAUCCCUGUCUUUGCUUCUUCUAGCUUCUAGAGCUACAUUCUUUGGCUUGGAGUCCCUUCCUCUGCCUUCAACACCAGAAAUGUAGCAUCUUGCUUUAGUGUUCACAUUGCUGCCUCCUCUGUAGUCAAAUCUCCCCCGACUUCCUCUUAUAAAGACACUUGUGAUUAUAUUUAGGGCCCACCUGGGUAACCCAUGAUAAUCUCAUGUCAAGAUCAUUCACUUAAUCACACACACAAAGAUCCUUUUGCCAUAUAAGGUGAUAUUUGCAAGUUCCAGUGAUUGGGACCUGAAUAUCUUUGGGGGUCGUUAUUCAACCUGCCACAUUCUACUCAGUCCUCAAACAUUCACAUCUGCAAACCCAGAAAAUCUGAGACUGGUCUCAAUUAAUUCAAAAAGCUUGUUUUGCUAAGGUUGAGCAUGUGCCCCUGACACAGCCUCAGGACGUCCUGACGACAUGUGCCUGAGGUGGUAGGGGCACAGCUUGGUUUUAUACAUUUUAGGGAAACAUGAGACAUCAAUCAAUACAUGUAAGAAGUACAUUGGUUUGGCUGGAAAGGUGAGGCAACUUGAAGCAAAGGCAGGAAGACUCAAAGUGGGGAGGAGUCUUCCAGGUCACAGAUAGGAGAAACACAAAUGGUUGCAUUCUUUUGAAUUUCUGGUAAGUCUUUCCAAAGGAGGUAAUCAGAACAUGCAUCUAUCUCUGUGAGCAGAGGGAUGACCUUGAAGGGAGGGGGAGGCAGAUUUUCCCUGAGUGGUUCCCAGCUGAAGGGAUCCAAGAUGCUUCCCUUUGGCACAUCCAUCCCACAGACAAAAAGCAUUCACCCUAUCCCAACAUCCCCCAAAGUCUCAACCCAUUACAGCAUCAUCUCAAGCCCAAAAUCUUAUCUAGGUAUAAUCUGCUCAAAAGUUCUAAAUCUCAUUGCCCACAUAAUCUAAAUCAGGUGCGGAGGAGACUUUGGGCAUGGUGCAUCCUGGGGCAAAAUCUCUCUGCAUCUGUGGUAUUGUAAAACUAGAAAACGAAUGGUUUGCUUCCAGUACAGGCACAGGAUAAUAGUUUGUAGAUAUUCUCAUUCCAAAAGGGAGAAAAUGGAAGGAAGAAAGGUAUCACUUGCCCCAAGCAAUUUUGAAUUCCAACUGAGCAAACUCCAUUAUGUAUCAAGACCGGGAAACAAUUCUCUGUGGCUUGAGACUCCACCCUCUGGACCCAAGGCACCACCUCAAAGUCAUUGUUCUUUUUCUUGAAGGGUAGCAAAUGUUUGCAGCUGAGUAGUUUUAUCAGCCUGUUUCCUGCCUGUAGAAUUUGGGACUCUGACAGUCUUCUUUCAUUUGAUUCUCUGACCAUCCCUUUCAGUCCAAGCUGGCAGUGUUGCUGUUACACUCUCAAAAACCUUGGUGGUCUCCUGUGUAUGUCAUAGAGAUUUAAUCCAUUAAACAAAAGGGUCCUCCAUAAAUCAUUCCAGCUCUAUUCAUGGCUUUUGCUAAAACAGUUGAGGGACUCACUGUAUCUAAUCACGUAUCUAAUCUCUUCAGCUCUAGAAAAGGUUAUCUAGGGCCCUGUGUGGUGGCUCAUGCCUAUAAUCCCAGCACUUUGGGAGGCCGAGGCGGGUGGAUCACAGGGUCAAGAGAUUGAGACCAUCCUGGUCAACAAGAUGAAACCCCAUCUCUACUAAAAAAUUACAAAAAUUAGCUGGGCAUGGUGGUGUGCGCCUGUAGUCCCAGCUACUCGGGAGGCUGAGGCAGGAGAAUUGCUUGAACCCAGGAGGUGGAGGUUGCCAGCGAGCCGAGAUCAUGCCAUUGCACUCCAGUCUGGGUAACAACAGCGAAACUCCAUCUCAAAAAAAAAGAAAGAAAAAGUUAUCUAGCCACACCUUUGACCUUCUCUCUAGAUCCUGCUUUCUUGACAGUGAAUCUCCAGAAGUUUAACAUCUUUUGCGAUGUGGAGAGUCUGAGAAUUUCCCAGAUCAUCAAGCCUUGGUUUCUUUUUGCUUACCAUUUCUUCCCUCAUUUUAUCUCUUACCUGUCAAAGGUUAUUAUAGGGUAGAAGAAGAACUCAACCUAUACCGUCAACCCUGUGCUUGAAAAUCUUAGCUAAAUACCCAAGUUCAUUCCUUACAAGUUCUAUUUUCCUAAAACUGUAGGACAUAAUUCAGCUAAGGUUUCUGCCACUGCAUAGCAAGGACCCUCUUUCUUCUGAAUUCCAAUAACAUGUUCCUCAUUUCCUCUGAACCUUCACCAACAGCACCUUUAACGUUCACAUGUUUACUAAUAGUCUGUUUAUGACAAUAUAGAUCCUCUCUAAGGUGUUACAAGCUUUCUCUACUGUGCUUCUCACUUCCUCCUGGCCCUCACAAUCUUUCAAAUCAAUAUUUCCAAUAACAGUCUGUUUAAGGCAAUCUAGGCUUUUUCUAUCAUGCUUCUCAAAAUUUUUCCAGCUCUAUUAUCCAAUUUCAAAACUACUUCCAUUUUUUUUUUUUUUUUUUUUGAGACGGAGUUUCGCUCUUGUUGUCCAGGCUGGAGUGCAAUGGAGCGAUCUCAGCUCACCGCAACCUCCGCCUCCUGGGUUCAGGCAAUUCUCCUGCCUCAGCCUCCCGAGUAGCUGGGAUUACAGGCACGCGCCACCAUGCCCAGCUAAUUUUUUGAAUUUUUAGUAGAGACGGGGUUUUGCCUUGUUGACCAGGAUCGUCUCAAUCUCUUGACCUCGUGAUCCACCCGCCUCGGCCUCCCAAAGUGCUGGGAUUACAGGCGUGAGCCACCGCGCCUGGCCACUACUUCCAUUUUUUUUUUAAGAGAUAGGGGUCUUGCUUAUUCAGGCUGGCCUCAAACUCCCGAGCUCAAGUGAGCCUUCCAUCUAAGCCUCCUAAGUACUUGGGACUACAGGUACACUUUUCGAGGUCUUUUUACAGCAGUACCCCACUUCCAGAUUUUUAGGUAUUUGUUAUAACAGCACCCCAUUUCCAGAUGCCAAAAUGUAUAUUCGUUUCCUAUGACUGUAACAAAUGACCAUAAACUGAGUGGCUCAAAACAACACACACAUAUUCCCUCACAGCUCUGGAGGUCAGAAGUCUGAAAUCAGUUUCACUGGGCCAAACCAGGGCCAUGCUCAGGUCGGAGGCUCUAGGAAAAAAAAUCUACUUCCUUGCCAUUUUCAUUUUCUAGAGCGGUUUCUUUCUUCUUUUAUUUAUUUUUUUCUUUUUGAGUUGGAGUUUCGCUCUUGUUGCUCAGGCUGGAGUGCAACGGCACAAUCUUAGAUCACUGCAACCUCUGCCUCCUGGGUUCAGGUGAUUCUCCUGCCUCAGCCUCCUGAGUAGCUGGGAUUACAGGCAUGCGCCACCAUGCCUGGAUAUUUUUGCAUUUUUAGUAGAGACAGAGUUUCACCAUGUUAGUCAGCCUAGGUCUUGAACUCCUGACCUUGGGUGAUCCACCUGCCCUGGCCUCUCAAAGUCCUGGGGUUACAAAUGUGAGCCACUGCACCUGGCAUUUUUUUUUUUUUUUUAGAUGAAGUCUCCCUCUAUCACCCAGGCUAGAUUGUAAUGGCACGAUUGUGGCUUACUGCAACCUCCACCUCCCAGGUUCAAGUGGUUCUCCUGUCUCAGCCUCCCAAGCAGCUGGGACUACAGGUGCCCAUCACCAUGCUUGAAUAAUUUUUGUAUUUUUAGUAGAGAGAGAUUUUCACCAUGUUGGCCAAGCUGGUCUUGAACUCCUGACCUCAGGUGAUCCACCUCCCAAAGUGCUGAGAUUACAGGAAUAAAUCUUAAUCUUACAGAGUAUGUUUUCUUAUGACAACAAUUGGCUCUUAUGAAAUCAAUACUAGGAUAACUAGAAAAGCCCCACAUAUUGAAAAUUAGACAGCAUCCAUAGAACAAGAAGGAAACCACAAGGGAAAUUAGAAAAUAUUUCAAACUGAGUGAAAAUCCAACAUAGCAAAUUUAAGCACUGCAGCUAAAGCAGUGCUUAGAGUAAAAUUUAUAGUACUAAGAGCUUAUACAGUGUUAUAAAAGAAGAACGUUUUAUUUAUUGUAUUUUAUUUUUGAGACAGAGUUUUGCUUUUGUUGCCCAGGCUGGAGUGCAAUGGCGUGAUAUGGGCUCACCGCAACCUCUGCCUCAAGGGUUCAAGCGAGUCUCCUGCCUCUGCCUCCCGAGUAGCUGGGAUUACAGGCAUGCACCACCAUGCCUGGCUAAUUUUAUAUUUUUAGUAGAGACGGGGUUUCUCCAUGUUGGUCAGACUGGUCUUGAACUCCCAACCUCAGGUAAUCUGCCCACCUCCGCCUCCCAAAGUGUUGGGAUUACAGGCGUGAGCCACCACGCCCAGCCAAAAGAACAUUUUUUAAGUGAUGAUCCAAAUUUCACCUCAAGAACUAGAAAAGCAAAUUAAUCCCAUAAUAAGUAGCAGAAAGGAACUAAUAAAGAACAGAAAUUAACACAGUACAAAUGAUGAAUUAACAAAUCCAAAAGUUAGUUCUCUGAAAAGAUUAGUAAAAUUGAUAAACUCCAGUAAGAUCGAUUAUGAAGAAAACGAGAAAAUAUCAGCUAUCAAUAUUAGAAUGAAAGAGGGGCUAUCGUAGAUCCUACAGAUGUUAAAAAGAUAAAAAAUGAAUAUUAUAAAUAAUGGCAUGCCAUUAAAUUCAACAACCUAGAUGAAAUGAGAUAAUUCCUUGAAAAAUACAAAUCAUCGAAACUGACACACGAAUAAAUACAAAAUCUAAAUUGUCCCUUUUAAUAAGUAUUGCCUAUUACAUAUACUGACUUCCUAAUUUAAAACCUUCCCACACAUAAAACUUCAGGUCCAGGUGGUUCCACUGGUAAAUUCUUUAAAACAUUUAAGGAAAAAUCAAUAAUGUUAAUCUUAUACAAACUCUUUCAGAAAGCAAAUGAGGAGGGAAUAGUUUCCAAUUUGUUUGAUGAGAGCAGCAAAAAACUAUCUUGAAAUCAACAUAGGACAAAGAUGCCAGAAAAAAGGAAAAUUAAUCCGAAUAUUCCUCAUGGACAUGGACAUGUGAAUCUUUAACAAAAUAUUAGCCAAAGCAGUCUUGAAACAGAAUGGUUGGAGGACUCAUGGAACCUGAUUUUAAGAUUACUACAAAGGUAUGAUAAUCAAGAUAGUAUGGAAUUAGCAUAUAGGCAAAUGGAUCCAUAGAAAAGAGUAGAUGGUCACGAUUUUUGACAAAGAUAAUUCAAUAGGGAAAGGAGGUUUUAUUAACAAAUAUAGUGCUGGAACUAUUCAAUCAAUGUGUGGGAAAAAGUAAACCUGUCCCCUAUUUCAUAAAUCUAAAUGCUAACACUAGAAAGCUUCAGAACAAACUUAGAUGAAUAUUCUCAUAACUUUGAAAUAGGACAAGUUUUCUCAGAGCAGUCACAAAAAAAGGCACUAAAGAUAACAUUUAAAAUGGAAAAGUAGGCCAGGCAUGCUGGCUCACACCUGUAAUCCCAGCACUUUGGGAGGCCUCAGCCUCCCAAGUGCUGAUUCCAAGGGCCAAUCCCUUGAGGUCAGGAGUUUGAGACCAGCCUGGCCAACAUGGUGAAAUGGCGUCUCUACUAAAAAUACAAAAAUUAGCUGGGUGUGGUGCCAGGUGCCUGUAAUUCCAGCUACUCAGGAGGCUGAGGCAGGGGAAUUGCUUGAACCCAGGAGGUGGAGGUUGCAGUGAGCCAAAACUGCAUCAUUGCACUCCAGCCUGGGUGACAAAGCGGGAUGAGACUCCAUUUCAAAAUAAUAAUAAUUAAGAAAAAAAUUAAGCCGGUGUGGUGGCAUGCGCUUGUGGUCCCAGCUAUUCAGGACACAGAGGUAGGAUCACUUGAGCCCAGUUGUUCAAGUUUACAGUGAGCUGUGAUCACUGGUGACAAAGCAAGACCCUGUCUCUAAAAAAUUAAAAAUAUAGGCAGGGCGUGGUGGCUCACGCCUGUAAUCUCAGCACUUUGGGAGGCAGAGGUGGGCAGAUCAUAUGGUCAGGAUAUCAAGACCAUCCUGGAUAACACGAUAAAACCUUGUCUCUACUAAAAA
Molecule: messenger RNA, 10917 nt
Organism: Callithrix jacchus (white-tufted-ear marmoset)
Lineage: Eukaryota; Metazoa; Chordata; Mammalia; Primates; Cebidae
Source: RefSeq, a predicted model, not a curated record